UUAAAAUUUGCAAUCUUCAAACAUAGAGAAUACUCAAAACUUUUGAGACAAAGAGAAUGCUCUCUCUACAGUUCUUCCCUCCAUUACCUUCCCUCCAAAACCCUAAUCCCGACCACACCCACUUCUCCAUUCCCAUCAAAAACCCCAAUUUCACAUCCCUCAAUCUCCGCCCACUUUCCAAAACCCCCAAUUCCAAGCUCUCAAUCAAAACCCACUUCAGAAAACUCGUCUGCAAUGCGUUGAAGGAUUCCGGUAAAGAAAAGAAGGUGUCUUUGGACAGUGGCGGCGGCGGAGACGGCGGAGAAGGCGGUGGCGGUGACGGUGGUGAUGAUGAGCAAGGGGAGAAGAAAAGUGGGCCCCUGCCGGAAUGGUUGAAUAUAACAACUGAUGAUGCCAAGACGGUGUUUGCGGCAAUUGCAGUAUCGCUUGCGUUUCGGUCUUUCAUAGCUGAGCCGAGGUUUAUUCCUUCCUUGUCAAUGUAUCCUACUUUGGAUGUUGGGGAUAGAAUUGUAGCUGAAAAGGUUUCAUAUUACUUCAGAAAGCCAUGUGCCAAUGAUAUAGUUAUCUUUAAAAGUCCACCGGUCCUUCAGGAAGUAGGAUAUACUGACCUUGACGUCUUCAUUAAACGAAUAGUGGCGAAGGAAGGUGAUACCGUAGAGGUCCGCAAUGGGAAGCUCAUAGUUAAUGGGGUGGAGAGAAAUGAAAAAUUCAUCCUUGAACCACCUUCUUAUAAUAUGACGCCUAUUACUGUGCCAGAGAACUCUGUUUUUGUGAUGGGUGACAAUAGAAAUAACAGCUAUGAUUCACACGUAUGGGGUCCACUGCCAGCCAAGAACAUUUUAGGCCGAUCUAUCUUUCGGUACUGGCCCCUGAAAAGGAUUGGCGCCACGGUUCUUGAGACUGGUUGUGCUGUUGACAAGCAAGAGAGCGUUCCAGCGUCUCAACCAAAGGAAGGUGGAUCAUUGAAUUGAAACUUAAUGAAAAGGAAUAGAGAUUGUGCUUGACCCAUUCUUUCUUUCGAAAUUUGUGUAAUAUAUCUCUCAGGGGCUAAUUUUUUCGAAGGCCCUAACUAUUGUUGUACAUUGCAAAUCUGACCCUCAGAUUGAGCAACUUAUUUUACACCUCAAAAUUUGCUCUUUACUGUG
Messenger RNA from Rosa rugosa (rugosa rose), 1145 nucleotides. RefSeq names its product chloroplast processing peptidase. Gene Ontology annotation, cellular component: chloroplast thylakoid membrane. The record is from RefSeq and is a predicted model, not a curated record. Gene Ontology annotation, biological process: thylakoid membrane organization. Gene Ontology annotation, molecular function: serine-type endopeptidase activity. The transcript is spliced from 5 exons. NCBI's taxonomy places the organism in Eukaryota, Viridiplantae, Streptophyta, Magnoliopsida, Rosales, Rosaceae. Bases 57 to 971 code for a protein of 304 amino acids.